Marchantia polymorpha subsp. ruderalis is the source of this 712-nucleotide messenger RNA. Lineage: Eukaryota; Viridiplantae; Streptophyta; Marchantiopsida; Marchantiales; Marchantiaceae. The record is from the annotation of a GenBank genome assembly.
GCACCUGUGUCUCGGGAUCGCUCAGGCGUGAUUAAAACUGAAGGCUCCCUGCUGAGCUGAUCACUCAGUUAUCGUAGACAUCUGUGCCUUGGCUUGAUCCGUGAAUUCAUACAUUGUCCUACAGCAAUCGAAGCUAAAUUUUGAACGUAUACACCCAGCACUUGUGGCCGAUUUCAAUUUCUAGCUUCAGGACAUUGAGAGUGCUAAAAUGGCUCACGAGAGAGUGAGGAGCGGGUCGUUUAUCGAUGUGCUGCUUGCCAUCCUUCUACCUCCCCUGGGAGUGUUCCUCGCCUUUGGCUGCGCGUCGGAGUUCUGGAUUUGUCUGCUGUUGACGAUCCUGGGUUACAUUCCCGGAAUCAUCUACGCCUUGUACGUGCUUGUGGGGUGAAGAGGAUUCCUAUGAAGACCGGUUAGAAUGCUGCGAAUGCGAUAUCAUAUGCUCAGCAUGAUUUAUGCUGAAAACGGGGAAUUCUACAGCAGCUACUGUACAUUUAGAAACGAGAGUUUCCAAGUUCAGCAUCCACACGAUGUCUGACUUUGUACAGAUUGUCAACAUGACAAAUUACCUGCUCCAAAGCCUUUUCCAACUCCACAAGUAUAUAUUUUAGUUUCUGCUGUGUACCCUUGAUUCAUUCUGCAACGGGUUGUCCUUCUUUUGCUCUGGCAAUGCCAGUAUUUACGCAAUAAAGUCUGUAUGAUUGUCGACGUAAAA